Molecule: messenger RNA, 1162 nt
Organism: Daktulosphaira vitifoliae (grape phylloxera)
Lineage: Eukaryota; Metazoa; Arthropoda; Insecta; Hemiptera; Phylloxeridae
Product: pair-rule protein odd-paired-like
Exons: 3
Biological process (GO): central nervous system development; regulation of transcription by RNA polymerase II
Cellular component (GO): nucleus
Molecular function (GO): RNA polymerase II cis-regulatory region sequence-specific DNA binding; DNA-binding transcription factor activity, RNA polymerase II-specific
Source: RefSeq, a predicted model, not a curated record
UUAUUUAUAUUUGCAGGCGAGAAGCCGUUCAAGUGCGAGUACGAAGGAUGCGACAGGAGGUUCGCCAACAGUUCCGACAGGAAGAAGCACUCGCACGUGCAUACUUCGGACAAACCUUACAACUGUAGAAUAUCUGGCUGUGAUAAGUCUUACACUCAUCCCAGUUCCCUCAGGAAACACAUGAAGGUACACGGUAAUGGGAAACUCGACAGCGACGGCAACUACGAUUCGGAAGACUCGAACUGUUCGUCCGGCGCUUCCAUCAGAGUGACCGACAGCUGCACCACGACCACGACGCCCAGUAUCGUGUCGCCUGGCGAUCACCACGGCGGCGGCGCCCAGACGCCGUCCAUCCUACACUCGACCGGUACCUCGGCUCUGCCGUUGCCCACACCGCCUACCGCGUCCGACUGGUACAUGAACACGGGUGCGGGCAUACCGUCAUCAAUACAGCCAUCGGCCGUCGACCACGGUCACCAUUACUUGACGGACCUCAACCAUCAUCACCACCAUCAUCCGCACCACCACGCGUCUCUGAUGGCGCAUCACCAUCACGGCACUGCGGCAUAUUGAAACAAAUCCCCCGCUUCAUAUCUGAACAACAACAAUAAUAACAACAGCAUCGGAGGCCUAACGACUUCCGCCGAAUGGAGAUAGCACUACGCUGAUUCCGGUCCGGAUACGUCGACUGCACGACCUUUGAUUAUGUGCCGUACAACUGCUGUUAAUUACGUCGUCCACCGUAGACGUACCGUAACAACAGUUGCAACACAUUCGUGCACUGGACGUAUGCGCGCGUUGUUAUUAAUGUAUCCGUUGUAUUUUAAACGAAGCACAUCAUUAUGGGACGCCAUUUUGCUAUGUAGGCUGUCCUAAAAUUUUAUGGACAAACGUUUAACUACCGUGAAGUGGGGGCAACUUGUGAUUUUAAUAUUAGUUUUUAGUGUGAUAACUGACGGCUUUUUCAUUCACGGGUCGGUGUAUAGUUUUUAUUUGCAUUACGACGACUAGUUUUCAAUCAUCUAGUAUAUUAUAUAAAAUACACAUUUCUUUUUUUUUUUUAUUCAUGUAUAUUAUAAAAAUCAUAAUAUUCUGUGCCUUUCGAGUCAACUGUCUAUUUUACGUGGCGUUAAUUACGUUUAAAUCAAUAUUAAACGCGCAU